AUGAUUGAGCAACUUCUCCGGCCGGCCGUGCUGGUGCCGGUUGUGGCCUUCGUCGGGUUUGUCAUCCACCAGCUCUUCUUCGCCGGGCCGAAGCUCCCGAAGCUCCCUAUUCUCGGUGCCAAACACGGAGACUGGUUCCCCUUUUACCAGGCGACAUGGAGGAAUACGCUCAACUUCAAAGCCGCCGUACUGGAGGCCGAUACCAAAUACCGGGACCAGGCCGUUCUGAUGCCCGUAGUUAUGGCUUCCAACAUGGUCUUGCUGCCCCGCUCCGAGACCCAGUUUGUCACCGACCAGCCCGAUAGCGUCCUCGACAUGCACACACAGGCCAUCGACUCUCUGCAAAUCGACUACACCACGACCGACCCAUCCCUUGUCCACAACCCAGUACACCACAAGCUCAUCACUACCACCCUAACCAACCAGAUCGGCAACCUCGUCCCAGAUGUCGCCGAGGAGACCGCGUGGGGCUUUGAUCGACACUGGGGCAGCUCCACCGAGUAUCACGAGGUGUGUGUCUACGACACCAUGCGCCGGAUUGUUGGCUCUGUCACAAACCGCGUCUUCGUCGGCAAUCCCAAGUGCCGCGACCCGGCCCUGCUCACCGAAGGUAUGGGCUAUGCUCAGGACGUACCCCUAACCUCGACGCUGCUCCGCAUGGUGUGGAAGCCUCUGCGCCCCCUCGUCGCCUUCUUCGCUACGCUACCUAUCCACCUCCGCACCCGCCGCUUCGAGAAGAUCCUCGCACCGGAGAUCGAGAAGCGGUUGGCUGACUAUGACGCCCGCCAACGCGACCCCGAGAAGAAGUCGAACGGUCCUGAGCCUAACGAUUUCCUUCAGUGGUCCAUCAAACAGGCUAAGGACAGCGGCGACCCGUACAUGUGGAAGACGGCCACGCUGGCUGGGCGCAUCCUGCUGCUCAACUUCGCCGCCAUCCAUACGUCCUCCUUCACCAUCACCAGCGCCAUCCUUGAGCUGGCCGCGACUAAGCAAGAGUACAUCGACGAGCUCCGAACUGAGAUUGAGGAUGUGCUUGCCGAACACGGCGGCGAGUGGAACAAGCGGGCCUUGGCUAAGAUGCAGAAACUCGAUAGCGUCAUGCGCGAGUCGGCACGGUUAAACUCGUUCGUCACCAUCGGUCUAAGCCGCGCGGUGGUGGCCAAGGAGGGCAUAACCACGCCUUCCGGCAUCCGCAUCCCCCGUGGCGUCACCGUCAACGUUCCGAGCUACCCGGUCUUCCAGGACAACCAGAUCUACCCGGACGCCGAGCAGUUCAAGCCUUUCCGCUUCGCCGAGCAGCGUAGCGACGAAAGCGUCGAAUACGUGAAGCGCGCCGCCAAGGCCUUUGCCACCACCAGCACUGACUACCUCGCCUUUGGUCACGGCCGCAACGCCUGCCCGGGUCGUUUCUUUGCCGCCAACGAGCUCAAGCUCAUGCUAGCGCACCUCGUCCUCCAUUACGACAUUCGGCUUGGCGGGGACAGGCCGCGUAACUCGUGGUUCGGCCUAAACAGAAUACCGCCUCUUGAAGCUACCAUCCAGAUCAAGAAGAGGACCGUGAAGGCGUGA
Messenger RNA from Dichotomopilus funicola, 1569 nucleotides. Its product is annotated as cytochrome P450. Gene Ontology annotation, molecular function: heme binding; monooxygenase activity; iron ion binding. The record is from RefSeq and is a predicted model, not a curated record. Bases 1 to 1569 code for a protein of 522 amino acids. NCBI's taxonomy places the organism in Eukaryota, Fungi, Ascomycota, Sordariomycetes, Sordariales, Chaetomiaceae. The transcript has a single exon.